Molecule: messenger RNA, 3681 nt
Organism: Calidris pugnax (ruff)
Lineage: Eukaryota; Metazoa; Chordata; Aves; Charadriiformes; Scolopacidae
Gene: GYS2
Product: glycogen synthase 2
Exons: 22
Coding region: 257-2989 (910 amino acids)
Biological process (GO): glycogen biosynthetic process
Cellular component (GO): cytoplasm
Molecular function (GO): alpha-1,4-glucan glucosyltransferase (UDP-glucose donor) activity
Source: RefSeq, a predicted model, not a curated record
UGACGAAAGCCGCCGGGGUUGGGACGGGCUUGCGGGUUGCUUUGUUCUUCCCUUCUCCGCUUGUCGCCUGAGGUCGGCUCCGUGGGACUGGCCUGCUCCAGAGAAGAAGAAGAAAGAAUCCUGGCCCCAAAACAGUCAAGACCUUUCUCAGCACAGCAGCAGAUUGCUUGAACCAGAACUGCAGAGAACUGCCACGUUAACUGGACAUUUGCUAGCUGUUGUGGCCUGCGUGGUGAACAUUCAAGGGCUGAAGAAAAUGCCACUGGCUAGGUCACUGUCCAUGACCUCUCUUAAUGGGCUUCCUCAGUGGGAGGAUGAAGAUCUACCAGUGGAGGACUUGUUGCUCUUUGAAGUUUCUUGGGAAGUUACCAACAAAGUGGGAGGCAUUUACACUGUGAUCCAGACAAAAGCGAAAAUUACAGCAGAUGAAUGGGGUGAAAACUAUUUUCUGGUUGGUCCCUAUUUUGAGCACAAUGUGAAGACUCAGGUGGAAGCAUGUGAGCCUCCAAACCCUGCAGUUAAGAAGGCAAUGGACACCAUGAAAAGCCAAGGGUGUCAGGUCUUUUUUGGAAGAUGGCUGAUAGAGGGAAGCCCAUAUGUCUUACUGUUUGAUAUAGGAUCAGCAGCUUGGAAUCUGGACAAGUGGAAAGGUGAAUUUUGGGAUGUCAGCAACAUAGGAAUCCCUUUUCAUGACCGAGAAGCCAACGAUGCUGUGAUUUUUGGAUCGUUAACAGCCUGGUUUUUAAAAGAGCUUUCCUGUCAGUUUGAUGACAAGCCCAACAUAAUUGCUCAUUUCCAUGAGUGGCAGGCAGGAGUGGGUUUAAUACUGUCUCGGUCUCAGAAACUUCCUGUUGCUACAAUUUUUACUACCCAUGCGACUCUACUUGGGAGAUACCUGUGUGCAGCCAAUAUAGAUUUUUACAACAAUCUUGACCAGCAUAACACAAACCAACCUUUUAGGGACCCAGAUGUCUUUAGCACUGCCUUCAGUAGAGUGGGAGGCAUUUACACUGUGAUCCAGACAAAAGCGAAAAUUACAGCAGAUGAAUGGGGUGAAAACUAUUUUCUGGUUGGUCCCUAUUUUGAGCACAAUGUGAAGACUCAGGUGGAAGCAUGUGAGCCUCCAAACCCUGCAGUUAAGAAGGCAAUGGACACCAUGAAAAGCCAAGGGUGUCAGGUCUUUUUUGGAAGAUGGCUGAUAGAGGGAAGCCCAUAUGUCUUACUGUUUGAUAUAGGAUCAGCAGCUUGGAAUCUGGACAAGUGGAAAGGUGAAUUUUGGGAUGUCAGCAACAUAGGAAUCCCUUUUCAUGACCGAGAAGCCAACGAUGCUGUGAUUUUUGGAUCGUUAACAGCCUGGUUUUUAAAAGAGCUUUCCUGUCAGUUUGAUGACAAGCCCAACAUAAUUGCUCAUUUCCAUGAGUGGCAGGCAGGAGUGGGUUUAAUACUGUCUCGGUCUCAGAAACUUCCUGUUGCUACAAUUUUUACUACCCAUGCGACUCUACUUGGGAGAUACCUGUGUGCAGCCAAUAUAGAUUUUUACAACAAUCUUGACCAGUUUGACAUUGACAAGGAAGCAGGAGAGAGACAGAUUUACCAUCGGUAUUGUAUGGAACGGGCAUCUGUACAUUGUGCCCAUGUGUUCACCACAGUCUCACAGAUAACAGCUAUAGAAGCAGAACAUAUGCUUAAAAGAAAUCCUGAUGUUGUCACCCCAAAUGGCUUGAACAUUAAGAAAUUUUCAGCGAUGCACGAGUUUCAGAAUUUGCAUUCCAUGUACAAGGCUAGGAUCCAAGAAUUCAUUCGAGGUCAUUUCUAUGGCCACCUUGACUUCAGUCUUGAGAAGACCUUAUUUUUCUUCAUUGCUGGGAGAUACGAGUUUUCCAACAAAGGAGCUGAUAUGUUUCUAGAAGCCUUAUCAAGACUAAACUUUUUGCUGAGGGUUCAUAAGACUGAUGUUACAGUUGUUGUGUUCUUCAUCAUGCCAGCAAAGACAAACAAUUUCAAUGUGGAAACCCUGAAAGGACAAGCAGUCCGGAAGCAGCUCUGGGACACUGCACAAUCUGUGAAAGAAAAGUUUGGAAAGAAACUCUACAAUGCCCUGCUCAAAGGAGAAAUUCCAGACUUGAACAAGAUUCUUGACCGAGAUGAUAUAACCAUUAUGAAAAGAGCCAUCUUUUCAACUCAGCGACACUGUCUGCCUCCAGUUACCACCCACAACAUGAUUGAUGAUGGCAAUGAUCCAAUCCUCAAUACCAUCCGACGCAUUGGCCUUUUCAAUAACCGGACAGACAGAGUAAAGGUGAUCCUACAUCCGGAGUUUCUUUCUUCGACAAGCCCGUUGCUGCCCUUGGACUAUGAGGAGUUUGUUAGAGGCUGCCACCUUGGUGUAUUUCCAUCAUACUAUGAACCCUGGGGUUACACUCCAGCUGAAUGUACUGUGAUGGGCAUUCCCAGUGUAACCACAAACCUUUCUGGAUUUGGCUGUUUCAUGCAGGAACACGUUGCUGACCCAGCGGCUUAUGGAAUCUACAUCGUUGACAGGAGAUUCCGCUCCCCUGAUGAAUCCUGCAACCAGCUGACUCAGUUCCUCUACGGAUUUUGUCAGCAGUCCCGUCGCCAGAGGAUCAUCCAAAGAAACCGAACUGAGAGGCUCUCAGAUCUGUUGGACUGGAGAUACCUAGGCAGGUAUUACAUGCAUGCCAGACACUUGGCUCUCAGCAGAACAUUUCCAGAUAAAUUUGAGAUGGAACCAAGUGCUCCACCAAAGACGGAAGGUUUCAGGUAUCCCAGGCCUUCAUCAGUGCCACCGUCACCUUCUGUCUCUCAGCAUUCCAGCCCUCACCAGAGUGAAGGCGAAGAUGAAGAUGAGGAUGAAAGAUACGAUGAGGAUGAGGAAGCCGAAAGGGAUAGGCAAAACAUCAAGUCUCCCUUUUCCCUUGGAGUAUUGCCACAAGGAAAAAAGAAACAGCAUGGAGAAUACAGGAACUGAAUUUGUUGCUCUCACCCUGGUAGGGUCUCUCCAUCCAUUCAACAGUUUGUCCUGUAGGCUUGGCAAGCUUUGUAUUAAGGACAGAUAUAAUUAGGGGAAUCUUAAAUGUCACUUGAGUUACACCGUUGGAAAGCCUAACAUUAUUUCACCCUGAAAGUAGUUUAAAUGACAAUUUCUCUGUGCCCUUUGAGGUAGAAGAGCUUUCUCAAGUUUAAUAAACCUAGAGAAUGCGACAAUCCCUUCAGGAGCUUAUACAAACUGCAGAUCAUACCUUUGUCUACGUAAUCGCCUAUGUUAAUCAUAGUCCAUGCUGGUAACUCCAUUAUGGGUGUCCCAAAUGUGUUCCUGCUUCAUUUAUGUUCCCCCUUUUCCCCUCCAAAACUAAUAUGAACUUUAAGACAGAGCACAACAAAUUUAGAGAAAAAAAAGUCUUACACUGGGGAAACCUUGGCAGGGUUAAAAAAGAUACACUGAAAAGAAAAUGGUCUUUCUUUUUCCUUAUGCUGUUUAUUAUAAGCUUACAUCAUGUAAAACUUUUUUUUCAGCACACAGUCUUGAUCCAGUGGUAAAACAUACUUCCUGUGGAACAAUGUAAAGUCUUAUGCAGUGGGCAUUUGAAUUUGAGACAAAUAAAGUCAUCUUUCUGAAGUCAUUUAGACCCACAAUAAACAGCAGACCGUUUAUUUUCUGGU